AGGAGCCCUAAGCCCUGAUGCAAGCAGCGGGCUGGCUCUUGGGAAGAGUCCAGGAGAGGAGCUGGUACACCUGUGCAAGACUGGAGGGGAGGAGCCGGUACACCUGUGCAAAACUGGAGGGGAGGAGCCGGUACACCUGUGCAAGACUGGAGGGGAGGAGCCGGUACACCUGUGCAAGACUGGAGGGGAUGAGCCGGUACACCUGUGCAAGACUGAAGGGGAGGAGCCGGUACACCUGUGCAAGACUGGAGGGGAGGAGCCGGUACACCUGUGCAAGACUGGAGGGGAGGAGCCGGUACACCUGUGCAAGACUGGAGGGGAUGAGCCGGUACACCUGUGCAAGACUGGAGGGGAUGAGCCGGUACACCUGUGCAAGACUGAAGGGGAGGAGCCGGUACACCUGUGCAAGACUGGAGGGGAGGAGCCGGUACACCUGUGCAAGACUGGAGGGGAGGAGCCGGUACACCUGUGCAAGACUGGAGGGGAGGAGCCGGUACACCUGUGCAAGACUGAAGGGGAAGCCA
Molecule: messenger RNA, 524 nt
Organism: Staurois parvus
Lineage: Eukaryota; Metazoa; Chordata; Amphibia; Anura; Ranidae
Source: the annotation of a GenBank genome assembly